Molecule: messenger RNA, 1216 nt
Organism: Blepharisma stoltei
Lineage: Eukaryota; Ciliophora; Heterotrichea; Heterotrichida; Blepharismidae
Source: the annotation of a GenBank genome assembly
AUGGACUUUAAAACUAGAUAUCAACUAAAGUUGCUUAGCUCCGAACUAAGCCCUAUAGAAAAAGUCCUUAAUAACGAAUUAAAUGACACUCAAAGGCUGCUCAGUCAAAACGAAAAUUGAUUAUUUAAUCCUGAAAAAUGAAAAUCCCUAAGGCAUAUUCUUAUUAUGAACCAAGCCAAUAAUCUAAAAGCAGAAGAAAAUUUUAGAAAAGCUUGCUUUUUAUAUAAGGAAAGCUCUAUUUCCAGCUCGGAAAUAACUGAAGCUUUUCAAGAAUAUGUUAGAGCUUAUAAUCAGCUCACAUCUCUUUAUCUUAUCCGUAGACUUAAUAAAACAGUCAAUUUGAUUGUUUAUAAUACUGAAAACGAAAUAGAAGAAGUGAAAACGCUCGGGACUCCAGAAAUAGACAGCACGACAUGCCUAGCUCGAUUGCCAAAUGGCGAUCUAUUCUGUUUUGGUAAUUAUGAACUGUCAGGGAUUAUAGUCAAGGAACAAUUUUGAAUCGUCCUGGGCCAAAAGCAUCUCAGCACCUUCUCAGUUGGAUAAACAAUUUGGAGAGCCAAUCGAGGAGCUACCUAACACACUUGAUAUGAGAUAUUAAGUAAUCUUGAGUUUCUAUAGCCAAGGCGAUCCUUAAUCAUUCCUGGGCUACACCUUAAUAAUUGAUAAUAAUCAUAGAAUUCGAUUGCUGCCAUCUGGAACGCCUUGCAAAUACUCGUCAGCUAUUUAUUAUAACAGAAAUGUCUAUUGCUUUGGAGGAUAUAACCACAAUAGCCCACUAUUUUUGUCGAGUAGAUUUAAUAUAGAAAAAAAGCGGUGAUUUAAAUUGCAUCCAAUGCCAUUAAAAGAUUAUAGCUGCAAUAGUGUUAUAUUUAAUGGGAAUAUAUUAAUUUCUGGAUUGAAAAACACUAAUCUUUUGGUAUACUCAGUUUAUGUAUCCUCUUUUUCAACGAUUCCUUAUAGCUUUACUGAACAUAUAGCAAAGAUCUUGAUAAGUACAGCAGAAAGGCUGUAUUUGAUUGAGUGUCCGAAUGGAUUAAUCUAUGAAAGCGGGAUUAAGGAUGAGUACAAUUGGGAUAUCAUAGGAAAUUCUUCAAUAAAGAGCUGGACUGCCCAAGUGUAUAGUUCAUAUAAUAAAGGCGUAAUUUAUAUCAUAACAGAUAUUCAGCCAAGAUAUUACAAAUUUGAUUUAGAGAAAAGACAGUUUAUUAACUUUUAA